This is a messenger RNA of Plenodomus lingam JN3, 1272 nucleotides long. RefSeq lists its product as uncharacterized. Lineage: Eukaryota; Fungi; Ascomycota; Dothideomycetes; Pleosporales; Leptosphaeriaceae. Gene Ontology annotation, biological process: calcium ion transmembrane transport; intracellular calcium ion homeostasis. The record is from RefSeq and is a predicted model, not a curated record. Gene Ontology annotation, molecular function: calcium:proton antiporter activity. Gene Ontology annotation, cellular component: fungal-type vacuole membrane.
AUGCCGCCCAAUGGCCGCCUGUACAACGAGACGACUCCGCUCAUCGGCCGCACACAAAAUCACGAGGACGAAUCGCGCUUCAAGACAAUCCCAAAGCACGUCCUGCAUCUGACCUAUGCCACCCUCGCCAGCAACUAUGUCAACGUCUUGCUCGUCUUUGUGCCCAUUGGCAUCGUCGCUGGCAUCCUGGGAUGGAAUCCCACGGCCGUCUUCAUCCUCAACUUCAUCGCCAUCAUCCCCCUCGCCGCCCUCUUGAGCUUUGCGACCGAGGAACUGUCUGCCAAGCUGGGCCAAACCCUCGGCGGCCUGAUGAAUGCAACCUUUGGCAACGCCGUCGAAUUGAUUGUCUCCAUUGUUGCCCUCAAACAAGGCGAAAUCCGCAUCGUGCAAGCCUCGAUGCUCGGCAGCAUUCUCUCCAACAUUCUCCUCGUCCUCGGCUGCUGCUUCCUCGCCGCCGGUAUCCGCGAGACGGAAUCCUCGUUUAAUGGUACCGUCGCCUCGACCAUGUCAUCCCUCAUGGCCGUCGCCUCGGCCUCACUCAUCAUCCCGGCCACCCUCUACGCCGUCAUGCCCCACGAAGGCGGCCAACCGGGCCAGGAAACCGACGAGAAUAUUCUGCUCCUCUCCCACGGCACCUCCAUCAUCCUCCUCGGCCUCUACAUUCUCUACCUCUACUUCCAGCUCUACUCCCACCACCGCCUCUUCGCCGACACCGAGGCGCAAGAAUCUUCGGACGAAUCCGAAGACGGCCAACUGCUCUCCCCGCUGGCCGCCGGCAUCGCCCUCGUCGUCGUGACGCUGCUCGUGGCCGUGUGCGCAGAAUUCCUCGUUGACAGCAUCGACUCGAUUGUCGAAUCCGCCCACAUCUCCAAGACGUUUGUCGGUCUCAUCCUCAUCCCCAUUGUCGGCAAUGCCGCCGAACACGUCACCGCCGUCAUCGUCGCCUACAAGGGCAAGAUGGAUCUCGCCAUCAACGUGGCCAUUGGCUCGAGUCUGCAAAUUGCCCUCUUUGUCACCCCCUUUUUGGUCCUGCUCGGCUGGGCCAUGGGCCAGCCCAUGACGCUGCACUUUCAGGGCUUCGAGACGAUGGUCUUCUUCAUCAGCGUGCUCAUUGUCAACUAUCUGAUUCAGGACGGCAAGAGCAACUAUCUCGAGGGCGCCAUGUGUAUUGGCAUUUAUGCCAUUAUCGCGCUGGCCUUUUAUAUUUAUCCCGAUGAUGCGGCGAGCCAUAUCACGAGUGAGGUGGUGAGGAGGUUCUUUGCCGGUGUUUAA